Molecule: messenger RNA, 3383 nt
Organism: Lolium perenne
Lineage: Eukaryota; Viridiplantae; Streptophyta; Magnoliopsida; Poales; Poaceae
Product: pentatricopeptide repeat-containing protein DOT4, chloroplastic
Biological process (GO): RNA modification
Molecular function (GO): RNA binding; protein binding; zinc ion binding
Source: RefSeq, a predicted model, not a curated record
GGCUAUCCCCUGCAGACUGCAAUCAGCUAGACCAAACCACGCCGACAACGCAAGAUUUCGCGGCAAAAAAUUGAACUCCUCUGCCUCCGACUGCCAUGGCUCCGCCGCCAGCCGCCUCCAUUUCCAGCCACCUCCGAGCCCCGCCGCCAUGGCCGCCUCCCAGAAGUACCAGCCAGAGAGCAAGGGUUAGGUGCAGCGUCCUCGCGCCGUCCGGCCAUGUUCUUGAGGCAGCCGCGUCUCCGAGGGACACCGAGAAAUCGUCACACUGGGUCCCGAGGUCCGACGUGAACCUGCAGAUUCAGAGACUGUGUCGGUCGGGUGAGUUGACAGAGGCUUUGAGGUUGCUCGGCUCGGACGGGGUGGACGACCGGAGCUAUGGCGCCGUCCUCCAGCUCUGCUCCGAGGUGAGAUCAUUGGAGGGCGGUAAGAGAGCCCAUUUCCUGGUCCGUGCAUCUGGCCUUGGCAGAGACGGAAUGGACAGCGUUCUCGGACAGAAAUUAGUGCUGAUGUAUCUGAAAUGCGGGGACUUGGCGAGUGCAAGAAGGGUGUUCGAUGAAAUACCUCAAGUAAGCGAUGUGCGUGUUUGGACCGCUCUGAUGAGUGGCUAUGUGAAGGCUGGUGAUUUACGAGAAGGAGUAUCUCUGUUCAGGAAGAUGCACAGCUGUGGGGUUCAACCGGAUGCAUACACCAUUUCAUGCAUCUUGAAGUGCAUUGCUGGUUUGGGCAGUAUCGAGGAUGGUGAGGUGGUUCAUGGUUACCUUGAGAAGUUGGGUUUUGGCUCGCAGUGUGCUGUUGGGAAUGCAUUGAUGGCUUUGUACUCGAGGUGUGGCCAUAAUGAGGAUGCUCUGCGGGUGUUCGAAGGGAUGCCGCAGCGGGAUGCUAUUUCUUGGAACUCUGUGAUCAGUGGCUGCUUUUCAAAUGGAUGGCAUGAUAGGGCCAUUGAGCAUUUUAGCAAAAUGUGGUUUGAAGGCAUGGAGAUCGAUUCAGUGACAAUGCUCAGUGUUUUGCCUUCCUGCGCUGAAUUAGGUUACGAGCUUGUUGGAAGAGUGAUUCAUGGAUACUCUGUGAAAACUGGAUUACUCUGGGAGCUUGAAUCUUUGGAGAGAGGAGUAGAGGAAGAUCUAGGAUCCAAAUUGGUAUUCAUGUAUGUGAAAUGUGGUGAGUUGGGCUAUGCACAGAAGGUGUUUGAUGCCAUGUCAUCGAAAAGUAACAUACAUGUAUGGAAUCUGCUGAUAGGAGGGUAUGCAAAGGCUGGUGAAUUUGAAGAAAGCCUGUUUCUUUUUGAGCAAAUGCGUGAUAAUGGAAUUACCCCAGAUGAACACACCAUUUCAUGCCUGGUAAAGUGCGCCACUAGUUUGUAUGGUGGUAGGGAUGGCCUGGUGGUGCAUGGGUAUCUUGUGAAGCUGGGUUUUGGGGCACAGUGUGCAGUUUGCAAUGCACUGAUAUCGUUCUAUGCGAAAUCCAACAGGAUCGAGGAUGCAAUCUUGUUGUUUGAUGGAAUGCCUCAUCGAGAUGUCAUUUCUUGGAAUUCUAUCAUCAAUGGUUGCACUUUCAAUGGAUUACACGGAAAAGCUAUUGAGCUGUUUGUAAGAAUGUGGUUACAAGGACAUGAGUUAGACUCUGCCACAUUACUAGGUGUUUUGCCUGCUUGUGCACAAUUGCGUCAUUGGUUUCUAGGGAGACUAGUCCAUGGGUAUUCUGUGAAAACUGGCUUGAUCCGUGAGACAUCUCUCACUAAUGUUCUUCUCGAUAUGUACUCAAAUUGCUCAGAUUGGCGUAGCACCAAUAAGAUAUUCAGGAAUAUGGAUCAGAAAAGUGUUGUUUCGUGGACAGCAAUAAUCACGAGUUAUACCAGGGCUGGUCUUUUUGACAAAGUGGCUGGGUUAUUUCAGGAAAUGGGGUUAGAAGGUAUCAGACCAGAUGCCUUUGCAGUCACCAGUGCUCUUCAUGCUUUUGCUGGUAAUGAAUCGCUGAAACAUGGCAAAUCUAUCCAUGGAUAUGCCUUCAGAAAUGGAAUGGAGAAAGUUCUCCCUGUUGCCAAUGCGCUAAUGGAAAUGUACACGAAAUGUGGAAAUAUGGAAGAAGCAAGGUUGAUUUUUGAUGGUGUGAUGAGUAAGGACAUGAUAUCAUGGAAUACACUGAUAGGAGGCUACUCCAGGAAUAAUCUUGCCGAUGAAGCGUUCAGUUUGUUCACUGAAAUGCUGCUCCAGUUCAGACCUAAUGCUGUGACCAUGACCUGUAUCCUUCCUGCUGCGGCAAGCCUUUCAUCCCUGGAGAGAGGCAGAGAGAUGCACGCUUAUGCGCUACGAAGAGGGUACCUGGAAGACGAUUUCGUAGCCAACGCUCUUAUGGACAUGUAUGUUAAGUGCGGCGCGUUACUACUAGCCCGGCGGUUGUUUGACAGGUUGAGCAACAAGAACCUCAUCUCAUGGACCAUCAUGGUAGCUGGAUAUGGCAUGCAUGGCCGUGGCAGGGAAGCCAUUGCCCUGUUCGAGCAGAUGAGGAUCUGUGGCAUUGAGCCAGAUGCAGCCUCUUUCAGUGCCAUACUGUAUGCUUGCAGCCAUUCAGGUCUGAGAGACGAGGGAUGGAGAUUCUUCGAUGCAAUGCGUCAUGAACACAAAAUAGAGCCAAGACUGAAGCAUUACAACUGCAUGGUUGAUCUACUAAUCAACACCGGAAAUUUGAAUGAAGCUUAUGAGUUCAUCGACUCAAUGCCGAUCGAGCCAGAUUCAAGCAUAUGGGUCUCAUUGCUGCGUGGAUGUAGAAUUCACAGGGAUAUCAAGCUUGCAGAGGAGGUGGCAGAGAGGGUUUUCGAGCUGGAACCUGAAAACACUGGAUACUAUGUUCUUCUUGCCAACAUAUAUGCUGAGGCUGAGAGAUGGGAGGCUGUAAGGAAGCUCAGGAGCAAGAUUGGUGGCCGAGGACUCCGGGAGAGAACUGGCUCUAGUUGGAUUGAGGUCAGGGGCAAGGUUCAGGUCUUUGUCGCUGACAACCGGAAUCAUCCACAGGGGGCAAGGAUUGCAGAGUUCCUGGAUGAAGUUGCCACAAGAAUGCAGGAAGAAGGCCACGACCCAAAGAAAAACUAUACUCUGAUGGGUGCCGACGAUGCAGUGAAAGGCGAGGCACUCUGCGGGCACAGUUCAAAGCUCGCUGUCGCAUUCGGCGUGCUGAAUUUGUCAGAAGGGCGUCCGAUCCGUGUGACGAAGAGCUCAAGGCUUUGCACUCACUGCCACGAGGCUGCCAAGUUCAUAUCCAAGAUGUGCAGCAGAGAGAUCAUAUUGAGGGAUUCAAACAGGUUUCACCAUUUUGAACAAGGCAGGUGCUCUUGUAGAGGUUACUGGUGAGAAAACAGUAGUUCCUAAUUACUAAUUUGUGAACCGGCU